Messenger RNA from Megalobrama amblycephala (Wuchang bream), 4960 nucleotides. It is a transcript of the gene dennd6a, whose product is annotated as DENN/MADD domain containing 6Aa. Gene Ontology annotation, molecular function: guanyl-nucleotide exchange factor activity. The transcript is spliced from 19 exons. Gene Ontology annotation, cellular component: recycling endosome. Bases 148 to 1950 code for a protein of 600 amino acids. The record is from RefSeq and is a predicted model, not a curated record. Lineage: Eukaryota; Metazoa; Chordata; Actinopteri; Cypriniformes; Xenocyprididae.
CUUGAGCUCACGCAUGACGUUAGCACGCUCUCCCCACAAGCUCCGCCCCUUUCAUCCAGGACCUGUUUGUAUUUACAGCUCAAGUUCCUACAGUUUUCAUCAAUAAACCGAGUCCUAACCCAUCUGGAGCGAACUGAGAGUAUCACCAUGGCCUUUCAGGGGUCUGGGGAACUCGAAGAUCAGAUCGAGGAGCCGGAAGACACCCUGAGAGUGUCUCCGGCGGAGGAAAUGCCCGUCGAUGGGCCUCCAGCAGUGGAAGACCCGGACCCGGAGCCGUUACUGCUGCCGUGGGACCGCUUCUCCACCUGGCUCCACUGCAUCUGCGUGGUCGGCUUCGAUCUGGAGCUCGGGCAAGCUGUGGAGGUGAUCUACCCACACCACUCCAAACUGACUGAAAAAGAGAAAACCAGUAUAUGCUAUCUGUCAUUCCCGGACUCCAAUUCAGGUUGUCUGGGGGACACACAGUUCUGCUUCCGUUUCCGGCAGGCCACAGGCAGGAAGUCGUCACUCGGAUGUUUCCUCGACCACUUCGACCGGGAUGCGCCGGUCUGUCUCAAGAGAGAUCAGGGUUAUUACUACGGGUACGUGUACUUCAGACAGGUGCGAGACAAGUCGCUCAAGAGGGGCUACUUUCAGAAGUCUCUGGUCCUCAUCAGCAAGCUGCCCUACGUGACCUUUUUCCACUCUUUGCUGAAGCUCAUCGCCCCGGAAUACUUUGAGAAGCAGGAGCCGUGUUUAGAGGCCGCUUGCAACGACAUCGACCGGUGGCCCACGCCGUGUCCAGGGAAGAUUCUCACGCUCCCCAUCAUGGGUGUGGUCAUGAAGCUACGCAUCCCCACGUGUUAUGACAAGCCUGGAACUUCUCAGCUCGUCCAGUCCGCACCGAGCGACAGUCUGGUGUCCAUCGUUCUGCCCACCGUCCAUGAAGUAGAUCUCUUCAGGUGUUUCCAUCCAGUGUUUUUUCAUAUCCAGAUGUUGUGGGAGCUGGUGUUGCUGGGUGAAGCGCUGGUGGUCAUGGCUCCGUCACCGGCAGAAUCUUCGGACACUGUGUUGGCAUUGGUCAGUUGUAUCUCUCCUCUGCGCUACUGCAGUGACUUCCGGCCGUACUUCACCAUUCAUGACAGUGAGUUUAAGGAGUACACCACUCGAACACAAGCUCCGCCUUCGGUCAUUUUGGGAGUUACGAACCCAUUUUUUGCCAAAACUCUCCAGCACUGGCCUCACAUCAUCCGCAUCGGAGACAUGAAGCAAGCAGGAGAGAUGGCCAAACAGAUGAAAGUGAAGAAACUAAAAAAUCUGAAGACUUUGGACUCAAAACCUGGUGUCUACACUGCAUAUAAACCUUUCCUGAACAAAGACGAGGACAUUAUCAAGCAGCUCCAGAAGGGAGUUCAACAGAAGCGUCCUUCAGCGGCCCAGAAUGCAAUUCUGCGACGAUAUUUCCUGGAACUUACACAGAGUUUCAUCAUUCCACUGGAGCGUUAUGUGGCCAGUCUAAUGCCUCUACAGAAGAGCAUUUCACCCUGGAAAAGUCCUCCACAGCUGCGGCCGUUCAACCAGGAAGAGUUUAUGAAAACACUGGAGAAGGCUGGACCUCAGCUCACCUCACGACUCAAAGGAGACUGGAUCGGCCUCUACAGGCAGUUCCUGAGGUCUCCGAACUUCGAUGGCUGGUUCAGGAACCGCAGGAAGGAGAUGAUGCAGAAGCUGGAAGCUCUUCAUCUGGAGGCGCUCUGUGAGGAAGACCUACAGCUGCGGAUACAGAAACACACAGAGGUGGAGACGGUCGAUCUGGUGCUCAAACUCAAGGAGAAACUGACUCAGGCCGAGAAAGAUCAACUUCCUGUCAAACCAGGAACUCUGCCCAAACUACAGUCCCAUAUCGAGACCAUCAUACUCUCUCUUCCAGAGGACCUGCAGGGCAUCUUACAUAAACCGCCGAGCCCUUGACCAUCAGCCAACGCUGAAGGACCAGACUGCGGCUCAUACGGGGUUAACAGACACGAACUUCCACACGUGUGAUGGAUUUCUGCUGGAUCCUCCUCCAAGUGCACUUGUUGCUGCGGAUCUGAGUGCCCUUGAACGGACAAUGCUGGCAUUGCCAAAAACAGCACAGACGACAGCACAGGAAGUGACUGAGCGCGCGAGGGACGAAUGAUGGCAGAAAUGACGCACACGUGUUACGGUCUGAAUGCUGUAAGUCUCACUGUGUGAGAUUAACAUUCCCGCUGAUUUUAAACAUGAAGAUACUUAUACGAUGGAAUCAGGAAAAAGCGAUCUGGAUCUGAAGCUGAAUGGGCCGGAUUCAUGUUCACCUCUAAUAAUAGAAAUAUUUAAAUGGUUGUGCUGUGACACCAGAACAUCAUCAUUCAUGAAACCUGUCGAAAACAUGUUCAGGUCAUAUUUCACCCCAAAAUGAGGAAGAGGGAAUAAGAAAUAUUUUACAUAAAAAAAAUGAAGCCUAUUUUAAGACCAUUUUAUUGUGGCAUAUAUAUAUAUAUAUAUAUAUAUAUAUAUAUAUAUAUAUAUAUAUAUAUAUAUAUAUAUUUAUAUACACACUCUGUGGCAUUAUUUUUGUGAGAAUCAGGUCAUAUUUCACCCCUAAAUGAAGAAGGAGGAAUUAAGAAACUAUAUUUUGCAUGAAGAAAAUGAAGCAUAUUCUAAUUCUAUGAAUAUAUAUAUAUAUAUAUAUAUAUAUAUAUAUAUAUAUAUAUAUAUAUAUAUAUAUAUAUAUAUAUUAGCCCUGUGGCAUUAUUUUCAUGAUAAUUAAACACAUUUUAAAUCCAGUUUUUAUUAUUAUAAUACACCAAAUCUAAUUUUCAUUACUGUACUAUGAAAAACAUGACAUUAUUUAAAUUAUAAAGUAUUCAAUUGUUAAAUAUUAUUAGUGUUUUUUUUUUCUAUUAUUAUUAUAGAGAAUCACCAUGAAUAUUGAGAAACUCAAAAUGAUGCAUUACAUAAUUUAUGCUGAAAUGUACUUAAUUAUCAAGAAAAUGUCAUCAAAUGAAAAGGUCUAAAAAUGGGCUUUUAUAUAUUUUUUUUCCAUUAUAUUUUGGGGUGAAAUGUUCCCUGGAAAUGUUUUCAUGAAAUGCACUGUUUUGAAUCGUGUUAAUUGGUGUGAUAUUGCAAUAACAGGCAGAUUUAUUUCCCCUUUAACAGACACCAACACUACUAACGUAUAAAUGUUGAAGGACACUAGUGUGAGUAUAGUUCAUCUUUACAAGGUCAAUUAGCACAUUAUCGCAGGUGCCCGACAUUAACUCAACAGCACAAAUGCAAUGAUGUCUAUUUCUCAUGAUGAAGGCAAACCCAACGAAGAGCAGUGGAGUUUUACAUGUAUUUAUUUUUAUUUUUAAUUCAUAAGCUGACUAACCACAAAAGGGAAAAUAGCCAUUGUCUUUUCCUUUCCUCACCGGUCACUGGUUAAACCGAUAGAACUAGUCACUUUCCCGCACUGAGAUUGUGGUCUUCCUUCUAAUUCAAUAUCAUAUAUACUUCAUCAUUCAGAAAAUUAUAUUUACACACAAUAUAGUCUUCAAAUACAGCUUUUCUUUACACUUGCUUGACCGAUAAAGGUGAAUACUGCAGUUUCUUUGUGCCUUUCAUUUUCUGAUUAGUUUGAUUUGAUCAAUUUUCCAUCUCUUUUUUAGGACCAAGUGUGUAGUUUUUGAGUACAUGAGUGCUUUAAUGUCAUGAAAUAUGAUUGUUUGACCUUUAGAAAGAGCUGUUAUUUGCACUUUAUCAGUGGAACGUGUCGAGCAACAGAAGACGUUCUCCUCAAAAACACAUUUUUAUGGCUUGUGUUUUACAGCUGGUCAUAUUCCAUGAAGUCAACCAUGUUUGAUAUUUGAAGAUGGAAAUACAAACUUUCUGUUGUGUGCCUUGAGCUAGAAAGACAAACCGGUGAAGAACCAAAGACCGUCACACUUCUGUACAACUUCACUCUCUAACUGACACUGUUUCCACAUGAAUGCUUUAUCUGGUUGAUUAUGCUGGUUUAAUUUGGACUCAUGGGACGCCUUACGUAUGUUGUUUAAUGUUCAUUUCCUGUAGUGUUGUCAAAAGUACCGACCGCGAUACCAAGUCGGUACUGACAUUUUAAAAAAUUUGACGGGUUGAGCGGAUUCAUAAAUAUCUCUGAUUGGCAAUUGUGUUCACGCGCUCAUCGGAAAUAUCUGUGAUUGGCUACUGCUUUCAAACGGUGCCACUUUCAAAUUCAAACGGUCCCGCUUUCAAACGUUCCCGCUUUCAAAUUCAAACGGUCCCGCUUUCAAAUUCAAACGGUCUCGUGCAUUGAUCAGUGUAGCCAAUCACAGACAUAUCUGGUGAUGAGCGCGCGAACAUAAAGGCCAAUCAGAGGUGUUUACGAAUCCGCCCAAAAAGCGCUCGUCACAUUUUUAAAAUAUUAGUACCGACUUGGUAUCGCAAUCUGUACUUUUGACCACACUAAUUCCUGCACAUGAAUCUGGGCCUGUCUGACAGUAGGCCUGUGUAAACUGGUUGUUGGGCAACCAUUCAUGUUUUAUAUUUGAAGAACAACCUAUUUUAACAUGCUUGAAUUUUAAAGAGGUAUAUUCUGAUAUUCUAAUACGCAAAUAAUGAACUGCUUUUGACACGACGCCUGUUUGUUAUACUGAUGGAUAUUUUCUAACAUCUGUAUUUUUGAUCUGCUCAUUUAUAUUGGUAGUUAUUAUACAGGGUGUUUUAUUUGUUGCUGUGGUGAUUAUUAUAGAAUGAUAUAAAUGGAAAAUUAUGGUUUUUGUAAACCAUGUACAUCGAACCACAGUCUGUUUCAGCAUAAACAAUAUUUUUCUAUCAAACCCUUAACCACUAUUUUAUUUUUAUUUUUUCUGUAACCAACAAUAGCUUUUCCCUAGAAAGUAUUUCAUUGUUCUGUUACUCCUUAAUGAAGAACAAGUAUAUUUUUUCCAGGUGUAAAUAAAUGUCAAUAAUGAAUCUG